GAAAGAGUUUAAUUCGGAAGGUACAGCUAGUUUUACAGUUAUAAUGAUAUAUUUAAAGACUUUGUUGAACGUUGUGGAUAACUCUGGAGCUUUGGUAGUGGAAUGUAUCAAAGUUUUACGUCAUGGUCCUAGAAAUUGUGCCAAAAUAGGUGAUGAAAUCACCGUAGUUGUUAAAAAAGCUAGAGCUUUACAAACUGAUAUAACGGGUCAAAGUUCGAAUAAAGUUAAAAGAAGAGAUAUAUGUCGUGCAGUUGUUGUUAGACAAAAGGCUCCAUUUAGAAGACCAGAUGGUUCAGUAGUACGUUUUGAUGAUAAUGCUUGUGUCUUAAUUAAUAAGAAUGGUGAACCAUUAGGUACUAGAGUUUCUUCAGUAGUUGCUAAAGAAUUAAGAGAAUUAGAAUACACAAAAAUUGCUUCAUUAGCUCCAAAGUCAUUUUAAAGCGUCCCCUUCCUUGUAAAUAUGUAUAUAUUACCCAAUUUCAUAUUUUAAUGUAUAUUAUGAAUUAACAA
Messenger RNA from Scheffersomyces amazonensis, 510 nucleotides. RefSeq names its product mitochondrial 54S ribosomal protein uL14m. The coding region runs from base 44 to 439 and encodes 131 amino acids. The transcript has a single exon. The record is from RefSeq and is a predicted model, not a curated record. Gene Ontology annotation, biological process: translation. NCBI's taxonomy places the organism in Eukaryota, Fungi, Ascomycota, Pichiomycetes, Serinales, Debaryomycetaceae. Gene Ontology annotation, molecular function: large ribosomal subunit rRNA binding; structural constituent of ribosome. Gene Ontology annotation, cellular component: mitochondrial large ribosomal subunit; ribosome.